AUGGGUACUCUAAUAAUACCAAGAAGACGGUCGCUUGUAUUUAAAUUACUACUUUUGAUACCAGCAAUUUGGUUAUGUGCUAUAUUGUAUUUUUCCACUUCUUCGAAAUCAUCGGGCAAGAUCUCUUCUGUUAGGCAUCCAAAAGUUGAUUUACCAAAAUUGCAUAAAUUAGAAGGCUUCGGUCCUCCUAUGUCAAUGAAACCUGCCGUUGAAGUCGAGGAUAAGCUUCCUGCUAUUCAUGAGAGGAUUGAAGAGAGGAAUAUUCCUAAGCCAAACAAAGCACUGUUCGAUCAAGAUUCUCCCAUUUACAAACGAGGCGAUGCACAUCAGCCGGGUGAAGGUGGAAAAGCAGUGAUAAUCGAUAGAAACAAACUGACUCUCAGUGAAAAAAAAGUUUACGAUGACGGAUUUAGCAAAAAUGCUUUUAACCAGUACGUCUCAGAUAUCAUUUCGAUACACAGGAGUUUGCCUAGUUAUAUCGAUGAAGAAUGCAAAACGGAAAAAUAUGCUAGCGAUCUUCCGAACACUUCGGUUAUUAUAUGUUUUCAUAACGAAGCUUGGUCAGUUUUACUUCGUACAGUACAUAGUGUACUUGAAAGGACACCGGAAAAUUUACUUAACGAAAUUAUUUUGGUUGAUGAUUUUUCGGACAUGGCACAUCUCAAGGCUGAUUUGGAAAUUUAUAUGCGGCAAUACACGAAAGUUCGUAUUUUACGCUUGGAGAAACGUGAAGGCCUAAUAAGGGCUCGCAUAAGAGGAGCCGCUAUUUCAAAAAGCCCUGUGAUCACAUAUCUUGAUUCUCAUUGCGAAUGUGUAGAAGGUUGGAUGGAACCUCUUUUGGAUAGAAUUAAAAAGAAUCCAAAAACAGUGGUAUGUCCCGUCAUUGACGUAAUUGAUGAUAACACCUUCGAGUACCACUACUCCAAGGCUUACUUCACGAAUGUGGGUGGUUUCGAUUGGUCUUUACAGUUUAAUUGGCAUGCCAUUCCCGAGAGGGAUCGUAAAGGUAGAAGGAACAUUGAUCCCGUCAAGUCUCCAACUAUGGCUGGUGGCCUUUUUUCCAUCCAUCGUUCUUUCUUCGGGGAAUUAGGAUCCUACGAUCCUGGUCUCGAUAUUUGGGGUGGAGAAAACUUGGAACUUUCAUUCAAAAUAUGGAUGUGUGGCGGAAGAUUGGAAAUUGUUCCCUGCAGUCAUGUUGGCCAUGUAUUUCGCAAACGAUCACCUUAUAAAUGGCGUUCUGGUGUGAAUGUUUUGAAAAGAAAUUCUGUUCGAUUAGCGGAAGGUGACUUUGGAGAUGUAAGCAGCAGAAAGGCAUUGCGUGAGAAGCUACGAUGUAAAUCUUUCAAGUGGUAUCUGGACAAUAUAUAUCCGGAAUUGUUUGUUCCAGGAGAUGCUAUUGGAAAAGGAGAGAUUCGUAAUAAAGGCGAAGUGGCAGGGGAUAUUAUCCAACACUGCUUGGAUAGUGAGGUGGGCGAUGAGAUUCAAAAAGUCGUUAUUGCGUUUCCAUGUCACAAGAAUGGUGGUAACCAGCGCUACCGAGCACUCGAAAGAGGCUCACGAUUCCAGACGUUAAAUUUAAUCCAUUUAUUGACAGCUUUCUCUGCAGUUAACGACCAGUUUGAUGCAUAUUGGGCAUCGCGAGGAAAGCAAAGAUCAUCAAAUGCGGGUCUUUACUGGUGUCAUAAGAAGGGCGGUAAUCAGUAUUGGAUGAUAACGAAGGAUGGCGAAAUACGAAGAGAUGAUUCGUGUAUUGAUUAUGCUGGUGUCGAUGUUAUGGUUUAUCCAUGUCAUGGAAUGAAGGGUAAUCAAGAAUGGAAAUAUCUUCCUUAUAAAAGUCAAAUUCUUCAAAUUCUUCACGUCACUACAAACGAAUGUUUGGAAAUGUCGAGGGAUGGUGCCAAAUUGUUGAUGAAUGUUUGUGACCAAACAAAUCCUUAUCAGCAUUGGUUGGUUCAGGAAUUUAAUCGAACGUUAGCCAAACAGUAUAGAUUAUUAUGA
Acanthocheilonema viteae is the source of this 1998-nucleotide messenger RNA. NCBI's taxonomy places the organism in Eukaryota, Metazoa, Nematoda, Chromadorea, Rhabditida, Onchocercidae. The record is from the annotation of a GenBank genome assembly.